Terrapene triunguis (Three-toed box turtle) is the source of this 1405-nucleotide messenger RNA. Its product is annotated as 1-phosphatidylinositol 4,5-bisphosphate phosphodiesterase gamma-1-like. Gene Ontology annotation, molecular function: phosphatidylinositol-4,5-bisphosphate phospholipase C activity. Bases 894 to 1394 code for a protein of 166 amino acids. Gene Ontology annotation, biological process: phosphatidylinositol-mediated signaling; positive regulation of epithelial cell migration. The record is from RefSeq and is a predicted model, not a curated record. The transcript is spliced from 4 exons. NCBI's taxonomy places the organism in Eukaryota, Metazoa, Chordata, Testudines, Emydidae.
GAGUUUUUACCACCUCUGCCAGCUCACUCGCCGCAUGGCACUUCCCCCGGGGGCACGUUAAACAGGAGGCAACCAGCAAGGGGCGGAAAACCCGAGGCCAGGAAGGAAUGGGAGCACGAGCCCCCAGCCAUUGAUCCGCUCUCUGCCCCCCGGGAACCCCAUAUUCCCGGCCCCCCGGCUCUGUCUGGAGGAGGGGCGGGGGUCUUUUUCCUAAUGCACGUGUCGGAGCUGGACUAAUCCCCGCUGCGGCUGGUGGGGGAAAUUGACACAAAAGAGCCCUGGAGGGUGAAACUGAGGCAGGCUGCCGGAUUUUUCAGCCAUUUCUUGCUGAGUUCUCGGGAGAUCUGCUCCGUCUCCGAUCGAUGCAGAGAGAGAUUCGCCAGCUGCGGGAGGGAAAAGCCAGUGCGUGUGUGUGGCGGCGUAGGGGGGACGGGCUGUAACCGGGGGCCCCGAACAAAAGGCAAAUCGGGCCACCAAGUAGCCCCCCUCCCCCCCGCACGCGCUCUUUGCAACCAAAUCCAGCUGGAGGAGCCAGCCAGGCUCUUCGGGAAGGCUUUGUGUCUGGCUGCUUUCGCUUUGGACUCCGCUCGGGAAGGAGAAAAAAAAUGGUGCAUGAUUCAAACCGGGAGAGAGGCGAUUUUCUGCUGCCUGGGGGGAGUGCAAAGUGGAGAGCUGGGGGAACAAGCGAUCGGGUUGUGCUUUUGCCCUUCUAGCUCUCCCCCAGUAGAAACACUCAUUUCCCCCCCUGUAGGAAGGGGAGAUUGUUGCCCGGGGAGCCAUGAACUGAAGCUGCUUCUUGGAUUGUUUGCGUUUUAACUCUUCCAAGUACCACAAGUGAGCUGCCGAUCCCUUGUGUUUGGAAAUCUCGCCGCGUUUGGGGAAGGAGGGGCGCGAUGGCGUCUGGCUUUUCCAAUGGACCCUGCGUCCAGAACGAAGCGGAGGUGGUUCACCUCUGCAGGAGUCUGGAAGUUGGCACCGUGAUGACUUUGUUUUACUCGAAAAAAUCGCAGAGGCCGGAGAGGAAAACUUUCCAGGUGAAGCUGGAAACCAGACAGAUCACUUGGAGCAGAGGGUCGGAGAAAAUAGAAGGAGCGAUCGAUAUUCGUGAAAUCCAAGAGAUUCGUCCAGGAAAUAAUUCCCGAGAUUUUGACCGAUACCAGGAGGAUCCCUCUUUCCGGUCAGACCCGUCUCACUGCUUCGUCGUCCUCUAUGGAAUGGAGUUCAGGCUGAAAACUCUCAGCCUGCAAGCCACAUCCGAGGAUGAAGUCAACAUGUGGAUCAAAGGGUUAAACUGGCUGGUGGGAGAUACUCUCAGAGCCCCCACCCCCCUGCAAAUCGAAAGGUGGCUCCGGAAGCAGUUCUACUCGCUGGAUCGCAACCGAGAAGACAGGUAAAGAGAGAGGAG